This is a messenger RNA of Corticium candelabrum, 1425 nucleotides long. RefSeq names its product dynein axonemal intermediate chain 2-like. The record is from RefSeq and is a predicted model, not a curated record. Gene Ontology annotation, cellular component: outer dynein arm. Gene Ontology annotation, biological process: cilium movement; outer dynein arm assembly. The transcript has 11 exons. Gene Ontology annotation, molecular function: dynein light chain binding; dynein heavy chain binding. NCBI's taxonomy places the organism in Eukaryota, Metazoa, Porifera, Homoscleromorpha, Homosclerophorida, Plakinidae. The annotation marks the transcript as partial.
UAGUAACACAUUAAUCGUGCGAUUUCUUACCGUUAACCGAACGGGAUGGAGAUAGUUUACGUCUACACGAGGAAACGAAGCGAGUUUGGUCGUCAGUGUAACUUUUCCGACCGAGGAGUCGAGCUGAACUCGGACAUUGUCCCUGACGACACGCUUGCCGCUCAAUUCAUUGACAAAAAUCCGUGCGAUAAAAUGCUUCAGAAUGCGCCUGAGAUGUCAGAACACGAGGUGAAUACGAUGAGGUUUGAGACAGAAAGUCGUGGGAUGAAUCAUGUGGAAGGUGGUUGGCCGAAAGAUGUGAAUGCUAGCGAGAUGGAACAGACGCUACGGUUUAGGAAGAAAGUGGAGAAGGAUGAGGGAUAUAUACAGACUGUUGUGCGAAUGGGGGAGGUUAUGGAGCAUUGUAUCAAACAGAACAAUGCAGUCGACAUUUAUGAGGAGUAUUUUGAGGGACUCAACGAUGUUGUCUCCAACGAGCCUCCAUCUGCCAAAACCAUCAAUGUGUUCCGUGAUCCAAACGAGGCCGUUUUCAAGCGCAGUGUCUCUAGUAUUAGCUGGCAUCCUGAUGGAGCAAGAAAGGUUGCUGUUUCUCACGCUGUUUUGGAGUUUCAGCGUGCACCUCCAUCUAUGUGUAAACAUUCCUACAUAUGGAAUUUAGAAAAACCAAACAAGCCGGAGAUAACUUUGAAACCAAUUUCUCCACUUGUCUGUUUGGAGUAUAAUCCAAAGGAUUCACAUGUUCUUGUUGGUGGUUGUUACAAUGGACUCAUAGGAUUCUGGGAUACACGGAAAGGAUCACAACCAGUUGAGAUGUCAUCAAUUGAUCACAGUCAUCGAGACCCUGUCUACAAAGUUCGGUUUCUAGCAUCAAAAUCAGGGACUGAGUGUUUUUCUACAUCCACUGAUGGUCAAGUGUUGUGGUGGGACAUCAGGAAGAUCAGUGAGCCAACGGACUCGCUUAGUUUGGAACUGAAUGGACAGAAACUAGGAGGAGUGUCGCUUGAUUUUGAAUCAACAAUGCCCACGAAGUUUAUGGUCGGCACAGAACAGCGAACUGUGUUGUUGUGUAAUCGAAAGUCAAAGAAUCCCAAUGAACGCAUUAGCGCUGCAUUCUCCGAUCAUCUGGGUUGUGUGUAUGCUCUACAACGUAAUUCCUUUUUUCCAAAGUACUUCCUGACCGUGUCGGAUUGGCAGGCAAGGAUUUGGGCUGAAGAUUUCAAAGAGACGCCAAUAAUGUGGACUAAGUAUCACCAGUCAUGUUUGACUGAUGGUUGUUGGAGCUCCAGCAGACCAGCCGUGUUCUUUACCACACAAUGGGAUGGGACGCUCGACAUUUGGGAUUUUGCUUUCAAACAGAAAGAGCCAGCUCUUGUAGUCAAAGUGUGUGAAGAGCCACUGACUGCUGUGAGAGUUCUAGACAGUGGG